Messenger RNA from Micropterus dolomieu (smallmouth bass), 665 nucleotides. Its product is annotated as complement factor H-related protein 3-like. The record is from RefSeq and is a predicted model, not a curated record. NCBI's taxonomy places the organism in Eukaryota, Metazoa, Chordata, Actinopteri, Centrarchiformes, Centrarchidae. Bases 24 to 458 code for a protein of 144 amino acids. The transcript is spliced from 3 exons.
ACUACAAAACGUGGACCAUCACUAUGAGAUUCUCUCUACAUGUUGGCUUCUUUGUCCUGUGGCUGAACAUGGACGUUUCAUUAUCACAGAAUGAGUCUGCAGGCUGUGAGAGCCCACCGCCUCUUAAAGAUGGAGACAUCAAGUACACCAUGAAAAGUCAGUACAGCCAUAAUGAACGGGUUGAAUAUGUGUGUCAGCCGUUUUACAUCAUGGAGGGAGUGCCUUACAGGACCUGCAACAAUGGUGAAUGGAUCGGAGAGCUGAGAUGCCUCAGACCCUGCACUGUGAAUGACGACGACAUGAGGCAGAAUAACAUUGCAUUCAAAUAUUAUGAUAAGAAAAAGCUCUAUUCAACCCAUAAUGAUGUAAUCGAGUUUAAAUGUACCAAAGGACGACCUCUUGGCACAAUGCGUCAGAGGUGUGAUGAUGGUGUGAUGCUCCUGCCCACAUGCCAAUGAGAGUUUUUAUUGACAGGCAGCAAUUAUCAAUCAUUUGACUUAUGAGAACUACAGGUAACCCAUUUAAUAUAUGAUGAAGUGUACUGUGGUGCCCUGUGAUUUUAUUUACUGCUUGUCUGUUAUGUGCAACCAAGAAAAAUGAGGUUUAAACUGUGCUCGCCUGUUUGUAGUGUCAAGACCAUUACAAAUAAAAAUACAUGAAUCAAA